AUGUCUGACGUUAAACCCACCGAGUCAACGUCUACUUCGACAGCACAAACAUGGUUCGAUCGCAUAUGUUUUUUUCAGAGACGUGAAGACCCUAAGUCCCACACCUUAUGGCAAAAAUAUAGCAUUGUUGCAAUCAUAACCUUGUCCGCCUUUACCGCGCCUUUUGCGUCCUGCAUCCUCUUCCCAUCAUUUACCACACUCGUCGUGGACUUUCAAACCACCGAUACCAAGGUCGCCCUGACAACUACCGUGUUCCUGCUAGGUCUGGCAGUUGCGCCUUUAUGGUGGAGCACAUUGAGUCAGGCAUAUGGUCGCCGACCGGUGCUGGUUUUCAGCUUCCUCAUUUCUACUGUCGCCGUCAUUGUCUGCGCGGUAUCCAAUUCACUCCCUUUGAUCAUAGUGUUUCGAAUGAUUGAAGCACUUGGCUGUUCUUCCGCACAGAGUGUUGGAGCAGGCGUUAUCAGCGACAUAUUUGUUCCGACCGAGCGUGGCUCAGCUCUAGGGUGGUUUUAUCUCGGGACACUAAUUGGUCCGUUGAUUGCUCCCAUCAUCGGAGGCGCGAUUCAGAUAUGGCUUGGCUGGCGAGCCAACCUUUACUUCAUGACCAUUUUUACAUUCAGUGCCUCCAUGCUGACAAUGAUGUGUCUCCCGGAGACAUUGGUGAAGUCACCCGCCGAGAGCCAAGAAAAGCUACAAUGGUACCAGACAAUUCGGCGUGAUGCUCUGGCUCCUCUGCCCAAGCUGAAAUUCCUGUUGGUGCCUUCGAUUGCGUUGACUAUUGCCUACGUCAGCAUUUGCUUCGCCAGCCUUUAUUGUUUUAACACGACCCUGCCUUAUGCAUACUCAGCAGCCCCUUAUAAUUUCUCCGCGAUUGAAGUCGGCCUCUGUUAUCUCAGCAAUUGUCUCGGAUAUGCUAUCGGAAGCGUUGUCGGGGGCAAAUUGAGUGACGCCAAGCUACGCCAAUACCAGCUUACCCACGACGGGGAGAUUCAUCCGGCCGAACGAAUCAAGACCGUGUGGUAUGGUGUUGGUUUUGUUCCGGCAGGUCUAGUGAUCUACGGCUGGCUGGUUGAGAAACAAGUGUUCUGGCUCGCCCCUCUCGUCGGCGCGUUCCUGUUUGGACUAGGGCUCAUGCUUGUCACUUCGACAGUCAUGCCUUUCCUUGUGGACAUCAAGCCAGGAGUGGGUGCUUCGGUAGUGGCUGACCUGAAUUUGGUCCGUAAUAUCCUGGCCGCCGUUGGUACCGUCCUGUCGCCGAUUGCCGCAAAGAACAUCGGAUAUGGGUGGUGGAUGACAGCUCUGGCAAUUCUCUGCUCGUUGUCAGUCGGAUUCAUGGUGAUUGUUGCAUGGCGAGAAGCCGCUGAGAAAAAGGUACCAGCUUCGGAAGAUGUGGUUUGA
Messenger RNA from Penicillium longicatenatum, 1398 nucleotides. RefSeq names its product Major facilitator superfamily domain general substrate transporter. Gene Ontology annotation, biological process: transmembrane transport; intracellular polyamine homeostasis. Bases 1 to 1398 code for a protein of 465 amino acids. Gene Ontology annotation, molecular function: polyamine transmembrane transporter activity. NCBI's taxonomy places the organism in Eukaryota, Fungi, Ascomycota, Eurotiomycetes, Eurotiales, Aspergillaceae. The transcript has a single exon. The record is from RefSeq and is a predicted model, not a curated record.